This is a messenger RNA of Branchiostoma floridae (Florida lancelet), 1789 nucleotides long. RefSeq names its product ankyrin-3-like. Bases 542 to 1789 code for a protein of 415 amino acids. Gene Ontology annotation, molecular function: protein binding. The record is from RefSeq and is a predicted model, not a curated record. NCBI's taxonomy places the organism in Eukaryota, Metazoa, Chordata, Leptocardii, Amphioxiformes, Branchiostomatidae. The transcript is spliced from 2 exons.
AAUAGACAGAUACAUUUGGGUUAACAUGUCUAUGUCCCUGUCACUAAUGCACAAAAAUGCUGACACAUACAAACAUACAUGUCCUUGAUUCCGAACACUUUCCACACACAUGUAAACAUACCUGCCCUUGGUGCUGAACAAACAUCCACACUCCCAAGCACACCUUUCCUACCUAAUGAUGUUCAUCUAAACACAUAAAGAAGCAUACUUACCCCUUCCUCCAUCAUUAAAACGAAAAAAAAAAUGUUCCCCGUUACUUUCCCCAUUGUUCACAAACCUAGAUUCCAUAUGGUCCUUUGUUUUUGUUACAAAGAUAAACGAUGGUCGUUCCAUUAUGACGAAAUUAUAAAGGAACCAUAGAAAUUGCCUUAUGAUGCAGUACAAUACCACAAAACAUCGCAUUAUGACAUCAAACAUAUCCAUGAACCAUUGCGCUCGAUCAUUGCGUUCUGGAAUAUGAGAAUGGAAUCUCCUGUAGCAACCAUGGACAAAACGGAUUUCUCACAACAGUUCUAACCACAACUGAGCAAAACUCUUGAAGAUGGGGCUUUCAUUAUCAAGACGGCAGCGCUUUCAGCGGCUUGUCAAAGCAGCUCGUGACGGUAAUGAUAUCGACUUCUUCCUCUUGCUCAAGAGUGAGGACUUCAUAACUCCGAAAUCUGCGUUCCUCCUGUCGGAGCUCUUGCAGCAAACAUACGGAGAUCUGUACAAGAAGCACGCCAAAGAUUUUCGCCACCUCCUCCUCUCAUUCAUCACUUACCAGACGCCCGUGGACUCUGCAACACUACUGAUGUACUUGAAGAUGUUCUUCACUCCGGAGUCGCUAAUGGUGUUACAGAGGAAAACAGAUCCACUGUUCCCGGCUAUACGGAUGUGUUCUUACAGUGGCAAAUGUAGAGUAGACAUGAUCUGUUCUCUGAUGCUGCUGAUUCAGCAUGGCGUCGGUGUGUCUGCGAGAACGAGAAACGGACAAACCGCCUUACACAUAGCGGCACUGUGCGACCUGACGGAGCUGGUGGACGCUCUUGUAGAGGCCGGUGUUCCCGUGGACGCCAGGGACGCCCGGGGGUGGACUCCGCUGCUCACAGCCGCCGCUGCGCGCCACAUCGUUUUCAUAGAGUUUCUACUGACGAACGGCGCUGACAUAAACGCCGUCACGCACCUGGGAAGCAGCCCCGAGCGAUCGGUCAGUGUGAAGUUGGGUUUCUGGUCGACUCUGGUGUGGACAAUCAACCAUGCUGACCGGCGUGGCAAAACGGCCCUACAUUACGCAGCACAAGAGGGGGAGUACUACCUAGUCAGUGCCCUCCUGUCGUACGGAGCCGACCCCGAUAUGCGGACCCGUGACACUGUUAGAGCGACGCCUUUGUACGUUUUCCUGGACAACAGAGAGAACAUGUUCAGUUGCAUGUGCCUCCUACGCCUACUGGAGAGCACUGCGUACUGGCGGGGACUGUACUCCAAGCAGGGCACCUUACCGUGCAUGCUGCAGGUAGACGACCAAAAUGUGUACAUGUACCAUCGCCUCUUCACUUCACUCAAGGAAGAGUUGAUCAGAGAAACCCACGUCCCGCCGACCCUGCAGAAACUGUGCGUGUACGCCGUGCGGAGCCAGGUCCGGAGGUGCGCAUCCCCGUGCUCGCCCUUCAUGGUGAACAACGUGGCGAGUCUACCUCUCCCCAUGGCCCUGAAACGGGAGGUAUGUCUUGACUCACGGGCCGAAGACUUGACACUCAGAUGGAUGAUGUCCUGCACGUCGGCCACGUUUGGCCAAGUGCUUCACCAGUAG